Messenger RNA from Vicia faba (fava bean), 636 nucleotides. The record is from the annotation of a GenBank genome assembly. NCBI's taxonomy places the organism in Eukaryota, Viridiplantae, Streptophyta, Magnoliopsida, Fabales, Fabaceae.
AUGUCAAUAUCACUCCUUUUCCUCUACAUUCUCUUCUUCCCUUCCUACACGACUCUCCCUAAUCCCAUUCUCCCAACACCAUCAUCUCAUCCAACAACAUUAACUAUCCCUUCAUUCCAAGAACAAUCUUAUGUUAAAGGCUGUCCUUUAUCUCUCUCAAAUGAACUUUUCAAUGGCAUAAAAAAUGCAUGUAGUUCGUCAAAACACAGUAAACUCGACCAUAGCCGAUGUUGUCCCGUUCUUGCAGCAUGGUUGUAUUCUUCCUACUCUGCCACCGCUCUUAGAAACCACCCAUCACCGUCGUCAUCAUCAUUUGACAUGCCUUUGGUGCCAGAUGAUUCAGAAACAUGUGUGGAUGGUUUGGAAAAGGCUUUGAAAGUUAGAGGAAUUGAGAUUGUAAAUCCAAAUGAGAGUUGUGAUUUGGUGUAUUGUUAUUGUGGAAUUAGGCUGCAUCCUUUUAACUGUCCUGAUUCAUUUUCUGUAACCAAAAGAGGGGAGCUUGUUGGAGAUCAAAGUGUUAGAAAGUUGGAAAAGAGUUGUUUGAGUAGUGAAAAAAACGUCAAUGGCUUUCAAGGUCUUGAAGGGUGUUCUAAGUGCUUGAAUAGUCUCUAUUUGGUGAGUUUUUACAAAGUUUAG